Molecule: messenger RNA, 1747 nt
Organism: Aspergillus wentii DTO 134E9
Lineage: Eukaryota; Fungi; Ascomycota; Eurotiomycetes; Eurotiales; Aspergillaceae
Exons: 2
Coding region: 119-1747 (542 amino acids)
Biological process (GO): transmembrane transport
Cellular component (GO): membrane
Molecular function (GO): transmembrane transporter activity
Source: RefSeq, a predicted model, not a curated record
GCUUAUAUCCAUUUCUCCAGUUCUCUACUAAUACUCUACCACCGCCAAGCUUUAAAGUCCUCUGUAAGUCUCGGCGGUUCCCCGAAAUCUGGGGCCGCAAUCCUCCCCAGACUGCAUCAUGCAGAGUAUCCUCUAUAGACAACUCACUCCGACAUCAAACAUUCAAUCCCUUAUCAUCCUUCGACCUUCUGCCAUGCCUCCAUCUAUCUUUUCAACCAAACGCCAGAACCGUGUGGCUGAUGAUGCCAAACAAAAAGAUGUCUGGGUCGAGGAUCGCAGCACAGAAACCUCGGAUGUGAUGGCCACCUAUCGUUCCUACGAUGCAGACACUCUCAAGACGAUCGAAGCCAGGCUGCUGAAGAAGAUUGACGCACGAAUCCUCCCGAUGGUGGUGCUGAUCUAUCUGUUCAAUUAUCUCGACCGCAAUUCCAUCACGCAAGCCCGUCUGUACAGCCUGCAGGAAGACACCAACAUCCACGGCGCCCAGUAUCAGACCAUCAUCUCCAUCUUUUCAGCCGGAUACAUUCUCAUGCAAAUCCCCUCGACCAUGCUGAUGACCAAGCUGCGUCCGUCCCUUUAUCUGCCAACAUGCAUCAUCCUGUGGGCCAUCACCAGUGGCUGCACCGCAGCAACCCACAACUUUGGCAGCAUGUUGGCCGUUCGUUUCUUCCUCGGCUUCGUCGAAGCUCCCUUCUUCCCCGGUGCGAUGUAUUUUCUCAGCUGCUGGUACACCAAACGCGAACUUGGUCUCCGAAUGGCCUUGAUGGUCUGCGGUCUGUUACUGUCCAACGCCUUUGCCGGACUGAUCUCGGCGGGUAUCUUGACCGGGAUGAACGGAGUUGGUAGCAUUGCUUCUUGGAGAUGGCUGUUUAUCAUCGAAGGGCUGGCAACAAUCGUCGUGGGAGUGACUGCCAUGAUUGUACUCCCCGACUUCCCCGGAACAACCAUGUGGCUCACAGAGGAGGAGAGGAUGGUGGCCCAAGGGAGAUUGAGUGACGAUGCUGGAGCGACCGAGCUGCUGGACGAGGAAAAGGUGCCUCUGAUGCGUGCCAUCGUAUGGGCUGCAAAAGACAAGCGGACGUGGUUGUUCGCAUGCCUGCAGAUGGCCACCACCGCGUCCAUCUCGUUUUCGCACUUCUUCCCAACGCUGAUCAAAGAGAUUGGCUUUUCCAACAACACCAUUGUGCUGCUGCUCACCUCGCCCCCGUACAUUGUGGCCUUCGCCUGGGCUCUGAGCUGGGCGUGGGUGGCCGACAGACGGCAGACCCGAUCGAUUCCCGCUGGCUUGUCCCAGGCUGUGGCUAUACUUGGAUGUAUCCUGCUGAUCUUCUUGUCUUCGUCCCUCCAGUGGCCUCGAUAUGCCAUGACCUUUCUGGUCUGCAGUGGCACAUUCGGAGUGUAUUCCACCACGUAUGCCUGGCUGUCGUCCACCAUCACACAGCCUCCUGUCAAACGAGCUGCUGCGAUUGGAAUCGCCAACACAUCUGCCAAUGCCGCAUCAUUGUUUGCAAACUACUUCUGGCUGGAUCAAUAUGAACCCAAUUACCAGGUUUCGUGGGGCUGCAUCCUGGCUUUUCAGGGAGUAGGAGCGGUUUGCAUCCUGACACUUCGCUUCUUACUCUUGCGCACAAACAAGAAGUUUGACAGGUUGGCUGCUGAGAUGGAUCGAAAUGAUACGAUUGGCAUUCAGAGAUUGGAUGAUGAAGCAAAGCGUGCUGUUCUGAAUGAUUUCCGCUAUGUGAUUUAG